CCUCGGCGCAGGGCUGUGGAGCAAGGGAACGUCCAGGGAAAUAUUGCAACAGGGAGCGUCACUGCACUAUCAAACGAAUUUUCCUCAUUUUGGAGGUUCUUUGCAUCUACUGCGACGAGUCCAUCAUGCCUGUACUAACGAGUCCGGAGAUCGCCGCCAAGUUUAAGGAGAAGUGGAUGAUGCUCCACCCUGAUGACCAGGACAAUAUCAACGGUUCAGUUAACCUGGAUGAUAGCCUCACCAGCCUGCAGUGGCUCCAAGACUUUUCCAUUCUGAGUGCUAACCUGGAGAGACCUCCCAGCUCUGGUUACCUCCCGCAGCACUUCUAUCACAAACACUCACACCCGCGAGGCACGGACUCGCCCGCUAGCCCACCCGCGGGAGACACGGCAGCUACAGGUAUGCCACAGAGUCUGGGAAACCCCAUUACUUCCAGCAGCACCUCGGCCAACGCAGGUGGUGCCAGCUACCUGCAUCAGCAAGCGGUAAACUUCGUUCACCACCGCCAGAUCGCAGCGCCCAGUCACCCGCCUGAGGAGAUAGACUAUAAAACGAACCAUCAGGUGAAACCACCUUAUUCCUACGCUACGCUCAUCUGUAUGGCCAUGCAAGCAAGCAAGCAAACCAAGAUCACCUUGUCUGCCAUAUAUAACUGGAUCACAGAGAACUUCUGUUACUACAGACACGCAGAGCCCAGUUGGCAGAACUCUAUCCGCCACAACCUGUCUCUCAACAAGUGCUUCAUGAAGGUGCCCAGGCAGAAGGAUGAACCAGGCAAAGGGGGCUUCUGGCAGAUCGAUCCUCAGUAUGCUGACAUGUUCGUCAAUGGUGUUUUUAAGCGCAGACGAAUGCCCGCUACCCACUUUAAUACCCAGAGGCAGAGCAAAAUGUCCCCUGUCCCUGAGUCGUCCCACACUUCUGCUGCCCAGGGGUAUCAAAAUGGCACCCAGCUGGGCAUGGGGCACUUCCACACUAGUGGAGAUUCUCAUCAAAGGGCAGGGCUGGGCAACAAACGCAAGCAGCCAAUGCCCAAGCGAAGCACCAAGCUGGCAAGGGGCUCAAAGUCACCUUUGUUAGCUGCUGAGGUGAGAGAAACAGAGGCGCUAAAGGGGGAUUUCGACUGGGCCUCUGUGUUCGACGACGUUUUCAACGGCAACGGCAGCAACUUUGAGGACCUGGACAUCAAUGCUGCCCUGAGCUCCCUGGGCUGCGAGCUGGACGUCUCCCUGCAGGGCCGCCACCCGCCAGCAGUGGGGAAGUGGUGCAGCACCGGGCUGGAGCAGGCCUGUAGCUACAUGGAAAUGGGCAGCGCCAUGGGCAACGCUGUGGGCGAGUCCCAGCUGCAGCAGACGCUGACCCACCCGCAGCACUUUGAGGAGCUGACUCUGUUCUCUGAGCAGCAGCGGCACCCGUGGGAGGAGCUGAAGGAGGAAGUCCAGCCCAUUCCCCUCAAUUUGGACCACAGCUUCAACUUUUGUGAGGGGUUCUUCUCUGAAAUGCAGCCGUGGGAGAGGGUGGAGUCUUACCUGUGACCCUCCGUCCUCCCCCUGCC
Molecule: messenger RNA, 1552 nt
Organism: Megalops cyprinoides (Indo-Pacific tarpon)
Lineage: Eukaryota; Metazoa; Chordata; Actinopteri; Elopiformes; Megalopidae
Gene: foxj1b
Product: forkhead box J1b
Exons: 3
Coding region: 126-1532 (468 amino acids)
Biological process (GO): regulation of DNA-templated transcription
Molecular function (GO): sequence-specific DNA binding; DNA-binding transcription factor activity
Source: RefSeq, a predicted model, not a curated record